CACUCCGCUCAUCGAUGCUACCCAAAGCAACUCUUUAUAUUGUCCUAAUGCCCUCCCGGGUAUAUCCAUAAUCGUCUCUGCUCGCCAUUUCAAAGCACAUGAUUCUACAGAUUCGCUACUCAACUUCUCUUCUACAGUGACACAAACCAAUUAACCAGACACGUCACAUCAAGUUCGCCAGUAUGGUAUCAAGGUUGUUGUCUACGCUCGCUGUGGCGCUUUUUGCGUCUUCCAGCAUAGCCGCUCCAACCGAGAAACGUCAAGGUUCGUUGAAAUUCGACUAUAACAAUCAGAAAGUUCGAGGUGUAAACCUCGGCGGCUGGUUUGUGCUUGAGCCAUGGAUCACGCCAUCUAUGUUCAACGACUGGGCAGAUGGCAACAGUGUGAAAGACGAAUACACUCUAACCCGGACCUUGGGCUACGACGAGGCAUACCGACGUCUCAGCGCGCAUUGGAACUCGUGGAUCACUCAGGACGACUUCAGCCAAAUCGCAAAAGCAGGCCUGAAUCACGUGAGGAUACCAAUUGGCUACUGGGCCGUGCAGAAACAGGAUGGAGACCCAUACGUGCAGGGUGCCUAUCAGAAGCUUGGUGAAGCUCUCGACUGGGCGCAAGCUGCAGGCCUCAAGGUUAUGAUUGACCUCCACGGUGCUCCUGAAUCGCAGAAUGGCUUCGACAACAGCGGUCGCUUGGGCGCUAUCGGCUGGACUCAAGGAAACACUAUUGCAACCACCAUCAGCGUACUGAACAAGAUUCGAGAUGAUCACGCUAAUCAUCCCGCCGUUUCUGCCAUCGAACUCCUCAACGAGCCCCUUGGCCCAAAUCUGAACAUGGACACAGUCCGCCAAUUCUACAUGGACGGAUGGGGUAAUCUCAGAGAUAACAAUGUGGCCAUCACCUUCCACGAUGCCUUCCAAGGGGUGACAUCCUGGGGCAACUGGGGUUCCGGCAUGUGGAAUCUUUUGCUUGACACUCACCACUACGAGAUUUUCGACCAAAGCCAAGUCUCCAUGGACCCAAACGCUCACAUCGCAACUGCCUGUGACUUUGGCAGACAGAUGGCAAGCACCGGAAAGUGGACCAUCGCUGGUGAAUUCACCGGCGGUAUCACCGACUGUGCAAAGUGGCUCAACGGACUUGGAAAGGGUGCUCGUUACGACGGUACCUUGGCCGGAUCGUCGCAUGUCGGCUCGUGUGAUGGAAAGUACACAGGAACCGUCGCCGGGCUCAGCAACGACGACAAGUACAACAUCGGACGGUUCAUCGAGGCUCAACUGGACGCGUACGAGAAGGCCACGGGCUGGAUAUUCUGGACGUGGAAGACGGAGAGUGCACCAGAGUGGGACAUGCAAGAUCUCCUUGCAAACGGACUAUUCCCGCAGCCCUUGACUGCCCGAAAGUACCCAGGCCAGUGUGGUUGAGAAUAUCUCCACCCCAACAACCUCGCUCAACAACUUCUCUUGUCUCUCUCGUAACUUACUUCUUCCUCUCGCUCGACGUCAAAAAGUUUUUUCGUCCUCGGUUUUUAGCGGCAGCGCGCCAUUUUUUGAGCCAUUUUAUCCAUAUCCAACAUCACCUCCACUACCACCACCACCGCCACCACCC
This is a messenger RNA of Pseudovirgaria hyperparasitica, 1605 nucleotides long. RefSeq names its product glucan 1,3-beta-glucosidase precursor. Gene Ontology annotation, cellular component: cell surface; extracellular region. Gene Ontology annotation, molecular function: glucan exo-1,3-beta-glucosidase activity. NCBI's taxonomy places the organism in Eukaryota, Fungi, Ascomycota, Dothideomycetes, Acrospermales, Acrospermaceae. The coding region runs from base 183 to 1421 and encodes 412 amino acids. The record is from RefSeq and is a predicted model, not a curated record. Gene Ontology annotation, biological process: glucan catabolic process. The transcript has 3 exons.